UCAGGCAUGAAGCCAGUGAUUUUCCAUGCAAAGUGGCCAAACAUCCCAGAAACAAAAACAGAAAUAGGUACAGAGAUGUCAGCCCCUUUGAUCACAGUCGGAUUAAGCUAAACCAAGGUGACAAUGACUAUAUCAAUGCUAGUUUGAUAAAAAUGGAAGAGGCCCAAAGGAGCUACAUCCUUACCCAGGGACCUUUGCCAAAUACUUGUGGUCACUUCUGGGAGAUGGUUUGGGAACAGAAAAGCCGUGGUGUUGUCAUGUUGAACAGAGUGAUGGAAAAGGGAUCCAUAAAGUGUGCACAGUACUGGCCACGGAAGGAGAAGAAAGAAAUGGUUUUUGAAGAUACAAACUUGAAACUAACAUUGAUAUCUGAAGAUAUAAAAUCCUACUACACAGUACGACAGCUGGAAUUGGAAAACCUGACUACCCAGGAAACCCGAGAGAUUCUGCACUUUCACUACACCACCUGGCCCGACUUUGGUGUCCCGGAGUCGCCGGCGUCGUUCCUGAAUUUCCUGUUCAAGGUGCGGGAGUCGGGCUCGCUGAGCCCCGGGCACGGCCCGGUCGUGGUGCACUGCAGCGCUGGCAUCGGGAGGUCGGGCACCUUCUGCCUGGUGGACACCUGUCUGCUGCUGAUGGACAAGCGGAAAGAUCCUUCCUCCGUGGACGUCAAGCAGGUUCUCCUGGAAAUGAGGAAGUACAGGAUGGGGCUGAUCCAGACUGCAGAUCAGCUCCGGUUCUCCUACUUAGCUGUUAUUGAAGGGGCAAAAUUCAUCAUGGGAGAUGCUUCAGUGCAAGAGCAGUGGAAAGAGCUCUCCAAUGAAGACCUGGAGCCACCCCCUGAGCACACCCCCCCACCUCCCAGGCCCCCAAAGAGAACCUCAGAGCUGCACAACGGGAGGAUGCACGAGCACCCCGAGUUCUCCCCGAGGCAGCAGGCAGCAGAGGAGGAGAGCAGCUGCUCAGUGGGCAGCGUGGAGCAGGCGGCUCCGGACGGCAGAGCCCGCGCGGCCGCACCAGCCAGCACAGACAGCACUAGUCACGACACUGAACCCCGGAGGAGAACUGUUGGUGAGAACCCGCGGCUCUCGCCCCGCAAGGAGGAGUCCGUGAAGGAAAACUCGGAGGAGGAGGAUGAGAACGUGGUGGCGACUUGGAAGCCCUUCCUAGUGAAUAUCUGCAUGUUCACUUUCCUCACAGCAGGAGCUUAUCUCUGCUACAGGGUGUGUUUCCAUUGACCAGUGCCCCGGACUCAGCUCAGCUCCUCGGAGCCCCUCGAGGCAGGGCAGCCUUGGCUCAGAGCAGUCUUUCUAGAUUUAUAGCACUUAACCACCCUCAGUGCAGCCCUCGCUGUGCAGGAGCCCAGGGGAGCCCUCCACUCCGUAUUUAUUUUUGCCAAGCUGGCUGUAGGUGUAGCUCUUCCUUCAGUGGCGUGGGCAGGACCCUGCCCUGAGGCACCAUUUGUACCCCUUUGUAUUAAAGUGCAUGUGAAGUCUGCGGUGUCCCGGUGAAACACCACGUGCUUGAAAGGUGACAGAACUUAUAUUCCUGCUUCCUGAUGUGCCCAAAUGAUACUUGCAUGACCUGAUCCUUAGUGGCUGUGGUUCAGAGGGUGUUGCUGAGUCUCUCUGUUCAGCACUGGACUGAUUGGUGUUUAUCAGAGCCCAUGUACUCGCCUAAUCCUUGGCAUGACUUCCCGUGGGAUCCCGUGUGCUCCGUGUGCCGGUGGUAGCAUGUUCCUUUCAGCUGAGUGAGUGUAGUACAGACAUUCCAGAGAGCUCAGGCAGCCCUUCCACACCUCCCCUGGCACUGGGACACCUGGGGAAAGAAACAAGCCCACCCACCUCUGGCCACCUUCCCAAGAGGGUGUGUUUUAAAUCCUAGGUAUGGCAGGAAAACAAAAGAUCCUUCCUUUCAAUACAGAGAGUUAUUUAAUUGCGAAUGAUUCUACCCAGACAAAGUUCCUGCAGAUGCCAGAAGAGCUUCGAGCAUCCUCUUCGUGCCUGUUUCUUUCCUGUGUUCCAGGCCUGGCUCUGACCUGUGGGGCACGCUGAGUGUGCCCAGAGCCCAGGGAGGUGUGGGCAGGCUGGCAAUCCCGAGCUGUGCCCAUUUUGUUUGCUGUCCUGUACUGUCUGUGGUAGUUGGGGGGUGUAUAUACCGUAGCACAGUGGGGUGUUGGGUAACCUGUUCUUGGAAAUGGACAAACAUCCAUGUUAGACUCGUUAGAAAGUUAGUGAGCUGCUCUGCUAUCUGCCUUAAGCAAAUAUUUACUCAUCAGGUCUUUCUUUUUUACAGAUUGCCAUAGAAUAAACUUUUAUAAAAAAAAAUGUAAAAACUCAAGAAAAAAGCUGAAUGUUUUGGUAUAAUACAGUUUCAGGUAUCUUGUCUUUUGUGUAAACCGCUGCUGGGCCUCCCAGGUUAGAGUACAACUGUACAGUUUUUCAAUCUCCCAUACAAGUUUUCAGUUCUCAUUUUAGUUGUAACAAUAAAACUCUUUUUUUUAA
Messenger RNA from Cyanistes caeruleus (blue tit), 2504 nucleotides. The record is from RefSeq and is a predicted model, not a curated record. Lineage: Eukaryota; Metazoa; Chordata; Aves; Passeriformes; Paridae.